This is a messenger RNA of Drosophila ananassae, 1036 nucleotides long. Its product is annotated as glycine, alanine and asparagine-rich protein. The transcript is spliced from 2 exons. The coding region runs from base 67 to 936 and encodes 289 amino acids. Lineage: Eukaryota; Metazoa; Arthropoda; Insecta; Diptera; Drosophilidae. The record is from RefSeq and is a predicted model, not a curated record.
AUUCCAUAAUGAGCAGGCUUUUUGAAUGGAGUUGGACCUGGAUAGUUUGAGAUAUUCCAUCGGAAUAUGCCUGGCUCAAAUGCCCUGCUUAUCGUUUUGCUGCUGCUGGUUGCACUGCCAAGAUUGGAAAGCUUCUAUUACCGAUCCGCCGAGCCAGUUGCCGGCUGCCUGUCCAGUUUGUACUCAGAUGGUAGUGGACUAUCUGGAGGCGGAGGCGGAAGUGGGAGCGGUGGCAACAACUGUGGAGACAACAAGGGCGGCGAUAAAAAUGAAGCCAAAAUAAGUUGCCAAGGUGUACUCAAGGGCGACCCAAAGUCGAAGGCUUCAAACAUUGCCCAGAAGGCGGCGCAGGAGGCAAAAGCGGCCAGUGAUGCCCAGAUGGCCGCUGCAGAGGCAGCAGCAUCACAGGUCAAAUCUGAAUUGGCCGCCAAGGCAGCUCAAUCCGCGAGAGCAGCGGAGGCGGCACUGGCCGGUAAGCAACAGAUUGUGGAGCAGUUGGGUCAGGAGAUGACCGAGGCAGAGGCUGUGGUCACCGAAGUCACCUCCUCGCUACAAAACACCCAGUCGAAUGCUAACGCUGCCUCCGCCGCCGCCCAGGAAGCCAUGAUCCAGCUUAAUCAACUUAAAAACCUAGUGGUGGCUGCCAGCUCCAACCUGGCUAAUAUAGAGAAUGUGGCCAGCGGAGCUCAGCAGGAAUUGGCCGAGAAGACGCAGCUCUUGGAGGCUGCAAAGCAUAGAGUGGACAAUCUUCAGAAGCAGAUGAGCGAAGCCCAACAGGACUUUGAAAAAACUAAGCAGGCGGCCUACAAGGCAGCCUGUGCCGCCGUGGAGGCCAAGCAGAAGGCUCAGAGAACGAGGAGGAUGUCCGGUAGGCAGCGGUGGUCCCCUCGGAACUUCUCAAGCAAGUUCUCUGGCGGAGGGGGGUCUAAACUGUAGGGGUAGCAGUUCUCAUGUCUCUUGUUUUUAUAUUUUGUUAUAUUUUUUUGCACUUAAAUUGGUAGAUUUUCAAUUAAAGAUUUGGACCAUAAAAAAUAAA